Molecule: messenger RNA, 1026 nt
Organism: Kwoniella shivajii
Lineage: Eukaryota; Fungi; Basidiomycota; Tremellomycetes; Tremellales; Cryptococcaceae
Exons: 6
Coding region: 1-1026 (341 amino acids)
Molecular function (GO): flavin adenine dinucleotide binding; saccharopine oxidase activity; sarcosine oxidase activity
Source: RefSeq, a predicted model, not a curated record
AUGAAAUUGGCAACGAAGGAUAGCAAGAUCCUUAUCGUCGGUGGUGGGGGAACGAUCGGAUCGUCUACUGCUCUGCAUUUGGCACGACGAGGAUACAAAGAUGUGCGCCUUCUCGACAUCUUCCAAAACCCGUCGCUCAAUUCAGCCGGUAACGACAACAACAAAAUGGCUGGUGAUGAUAAUCCAGGUAUCCUUGGUCAGAUCAACGGAGAGGCCUGGAGGAUGUGGAUGACAGACCCCAUUUUCAAGGAUCACGCUCAUAACGUUGGACGACUCGACCUUACCAGUAAACCGGAACGCGAAGCCCGUUUGCGAUCCCGUUAUUAUAAAAUGGUUGAAGAGGGACGCGGGGACGGAGUAGAUUGGAUCGAAGGUCAAGAACAAAUCGUUGCUAGAGCUCCCCACUUGGCUCAUGCAGAUGUUUCUGCAUGGGUGUAUGCGCAUCUGCGAUUGACACCUGAGGAAGCAAAAGCUUUGAAAGGUAUCGCAACGACGUAUAAUCACGAACUGGGCUUCAUCAUGGAGCCAGAAGAAUCCAGUCUAGAGCUGAAGAUUGUCAACGAAUUUUCCGGAUAUACACAUCUACAACCUUGUCGGCCGUUUGGUAUAGACAAUGAUGUGCAUCUUUCCGUUCCGAGGUCCAAUGCCGACAACCCGACAGACACUAUCUCCACUGAGUGCCUAGAUGCCAUCAAAAAGCUCAUCAAACUCUGGCUACCGCACCUGGUUGAUCGACCGCUAUUCAAGAUGGCAAUGUGCUGGUGCACUGACACAGUAGACAUGAAUUGGCUGUUAUGUGAACAUCCGAAAUACAAGGGCCUAGUCGUCGCUACAGGCGACUCAGGUCAGACGUUCAAAACAUUCCCUGUGGUCGGGAAGCAAGUCGUUGACUUGAUUGAGGGACUUCUUCCCGAGGACCGAAUGCACCUAUGGCGAUGGCGGCCUGACUCCGGGGACAAUGGCACCGGUCGCGAAGGACAAGAAGCCAAGGAUCUCAAGGACGUUGAUGGCUGGAAGCACAAUUGA